GAGCGCCCCGUGACUAUGGCCGGGCGUGGGGGGAAGGCCGCGAGGAAGGAAGGAAGGAAGGAAGGAAGGAAGGACGGGAAGGGAAAGGGAAGAGAAGGGAAAAGAAAGGCCGCGCCGGGCCAGGCCUCGGAGACGGGAGGGAAGGGAAGGCCGGGCUCGGCCGCACGGCGCAGCACGCAGCAGCGCAGGGCCGCCCCGGCCGCACUCACCGCGCUGACGAUGCGCGCCAGGACCUGCGGCUGCUGCACGAAGCGCAGCGGAUCGAAGGCACCGCCGGCUUUGGCCGCCCCGUACGCGCCGCCGCCCUCCAUCGCGCCGCCGCCGCGCUACGGCCGCUCCUGCGCGGCACCGCCCCGCGAGGGCCGGGCCGGGCGCUGCCGCCGCCGCCGCCGCCACCACCUGCUGGGCCCGCCCCGCCCCGCCCGGAGCUGGGAGGGGCUCCGGGGGUCCGGCGCCGGCCCGGCGGGAGCGGCUCCGCGCUGUACUGCGAGUUUGCCCCGCGGCCCGGGCUGCGUGCGGUGCGGCUCCCGGGCUCCGGCGGGCACCGCGCGGGCUCCGCUCCUCGUGACCGCCCCGCGCCGAGACCCGGCCCCGCGCCCACGGACAGCGCGCGGGGGACAGCGCGGCUCCGGGAUGUCCCGACUGCCCACCGUCACUCUGCGAGUCCCUGAGAACACUGAGAGCGAUGGCCGGGAGCCGAGCCCGGACAACGAGGGAGCCCUGCACAGCUCCUUCUGCCAGCUCAUCGAGGAGCAGAGCAGCCUGGUGGCGGGGGCGAUAGAAAUGGAGCUGCAGGAGAGGGGCAGAGAGCCUUCGGCUCUCCUGCCCCCCCCGCACCCCAUGGCCACUACUGGGCUGGAGCCUGAGCAGGGUGAGCAGCACCCCGGCUACGCCACCACCCUGCGCAUCCUGGCCAACAUGCCCAGCCGCACCAUCGGGCGCAGCCGUGGGGCCAUUCUCUCUCAGUACUACAACCGCACGGCGCGGCUGCGGCGUCGGAGCAGCCGCCCAUCCCUGCAGCAGCUCAGCCUCACGGCACGGUCCAGCCUGCGUCACUAUGACCUGGAGAGCGACCCGGCCCACAGCACACUGGCAGACAAGCAGAGCCUGCUGGAGCUGCUGAGCCUCCCACCUGCACAGCGCAGCCACAUGCUGCUGGAAGUGCCUCUCAGCCUGGAGGAGAAGCGCAGCCUCCGGAGGCAGCUAAGCCAGAAGAGGAGCACCCCGGGGCUACGCGCCCACUCUGCAGACCCCACCUCUCCCUGUGCGUGGUGCCAGGACUGCAUUGUGCUUGGCUGCCGGACGUUCUGGUACAGGUUCCUGGCGCUGGUCCACACCGCACAGCCUUGGCACUAUGCCUUGAAGCAGAUUGGUGGCCGCUUUGGUUCCAGCGUGCUCUCCUACUUCCUCUUCCUCAAGAUGCUCCUGAUGCUCAACAUCUUCUCUUUCCUCCUCCUCUUGGUUUUUGUGGUGGCCCUGCAGGCUGCCUAUCCCCCUGCUGUGGCCAGCCCCCGUCCCUUCACUGGCCUCGAGUUCCUCACUGGAGCGGGCUCCUUCACUCACUCGCUGCUGUACUACGGUUACUACAGCAACACCACCCUGAAUGACCCCUCCGCCUCCAGCCCCAGUGGUAACACGAGCCCCCCCAGAGCCACCCAGCUCCCAUACAAUAUGCCACUGGCCUACGUGUUCACGAUUGGGGCCUCCUUCUUUGCCACCUGCAUCCUGCUGAUGUACAGCAUAUACCACUCCUUUGGGAAGAGCUACCGCGUGGGCAGCUCCACAGGGGUCCUGGCCAUCAAAGUCUUCUGUGCGUGGGACUUCAAGGUGGUGCAGAGGCGUUCGGUGAAGCUGCAGAGCGAGAACAUCUGCACUCAGCUGAAGGAGCUGCUGGCAGAGCAGCGGUUGCGCUCCUGCCCCCUGAGCCUCCCCCAGCGGCUGCGACACAUCACUGUGCUCCUGCUGGCCUGGCUCCUAGCACUGGGCACGGUGCUGGGCUGCGUGGUAGCCGUGUACUAUUUCUCAGAGCACAUGCACGUGGUGCAGCAGGAACAGGGAGCUGCAGCAGGCAGUGCGUGGCAGCAGGAAGGAGUCCUGCUGGCCCUGCCGCUCAUCGUGUCACUCCUCAACACACUGAUGCCCCACUUCUACAACCUGCUGGCAGCGUGGGAGAAGCAGGAUUCCCCAGGGGCAGAGGUCUACGUGGCCAUCUGCAGGAACCUCCUACUGAAGAUGGUGGUCCUCGGCCUGCUCUGCUACCAGUGGCUCAGCCGCAGAGUGGUCUGCUCUGCCAAGGAGUGCUGGGAGACGUGCGUGGGGCAGGACCUGUAUCGCUUUGUGGUGAUGGACUUCAUAUUCACCCUGCUGGAUACCGGCUUUGGGGAGCUGCUCUGGAGGCUGAUCCUGGAGAAGAAGCUGAAGAGUAAGCAGAAGCCUGAAUUUGACAUUGCCCGAAAUGUGCUGGAGCUCAUCUAUGGGCAGACCCUGACCUGGCUCGGCGUUCUCUUUGCACCACUCCUGCCAGCAGUGCAAGUGCUGAAGCUGCUGCUGCUCUUCUACAUCAAAAAGACCAGCCUGAUGCAGAACUGCCAGUCCCCCAGCAAACCCUGGCAAGCAUCUCAUAUGAGUACUGUCUUCAUCACACUCCUCUUCUUCCCAUCCUUCUUGGGUGCAGCGGUCUUCGUGUCUUACACCAUCUGGUCGGUGAAGCCAUCAGAAACCUGUGGCCCCUUCCAGGGGCUUCAAACCAUCUACCAAACACUGAAGGUCUGGGUGGAGCUGCUGGAGGAGUCCAACCCCAACAUCGCCUGGUUCAGCUGGAUCCCACAGUACCUGGUGGAGAACACCAUCUUCCUGUUCUUUCUCACUGGGGUGGUGCUAGCCAUCAUCUACUUGAACAUCCAUGUGUUGAGAGGGCAGCACCGGAUCAUCCGGCUGCUGGAGGAGCAGAUUGCCAAUGAAGGGGAGGAUAAAAGAUUCCUCAUUCGGAAGAUUCGCUCCAUUUAUGAGCAUAAAGAGCACUGUGCUUGAUGCCAGUGUCACAGACCCAGGAAGGAGCAGGGCAGAAUGGGACGGCAGGGACUGAAGCUGGCAGCCGUGUGGCACUGCCCUGGGAGGGGAGAAUUGCUGCUCUUGGAAGUGCUCUCUUGAAGCAGCCCAGGACUGCUGGACACAGAGAUAAGGAGAUAAGAGAUAAGAGCCAGGAGCACAGCCCUGCUGCACAGCUCCAUGGGACCGGCCUGCACACAUAGCUUUGUUUACAAACAACUCUCCGUCAUGCAAACUGCCCGGCCAGCCCGGAAAGCAGCACCUUGCAGCCCGUUGGGAUGGAGGUGGUGAAGCCUUCUGCCUCGUGCAGGACAGCAGCACGGUGCGUGCGAUGAGCGGGGCCGUGCAGCACGGCGGGCUCAGAAAGAAACCAUCGCUCCCCAACGCUGCGCGGGCGGAGAACAAAAAGGCUCCGUUCGGGGCCGUCGCCUCUCUGAAAUAACCAUUAAACGUCCCCCUCUGGAGCCUCA
This is a messenger RNA of Gallus gallus (chicken), 3518 nucleotides long. RefSeq names its product transmembrane channel like 6 (gene TMC6). Gene Ontology annotation, molecular function: mechanosensitive monoatomic ion channel activity. The record is from RefSeq and is a predicted model, not a curated record. Gene Ontology annotation, cellular component: plasma membrane. The coding region runs from base 16 to 3030 and encodes 1004 amino acids. NCBI's taxonomy places the organism in Eukaryota, Metazoa, Chordata, Aves, Galliformes, Phasianidae. The transcript has 21 exons.